UCCCUUAAUGAGAUUGAAGCCUUCUUUUAAAGCAGCUAUGUAGGAAUAGCAGCAUAGCUGCUUUGUGAUUCGGGCUGUGACGUAAUAAGAGAGCGUAGUUACCCAAAGGUGUUUAGUGUAGCCCAGCAAGUAUUUAUUGAAACAUGUGCCCAGUCAGCUGAGUUGGAUUUUGAAGCAGCUAUGAAGUACCCCCUGGUCCCUUUAAUCAAUGACUUAACAUUUCCUGUCCUUUUCUUUUGGUUUUGCUUGCCUUUUGGGAUAUUACUGAUCCUGUUGAUUUUCUGGUUUCAGCGUCUUCUAAAUGAAGAUCCAGGACUUAUCGUUAAAAAGAUAGAGAUGCCACCAUCUGAUAAUACUGAUGGAAACACUGACUUCCAAACUGAAAGUGAACCCAAAGGAAAUAACAGCCAAAGCAACACUCAGAAAAGAGCCUCAAAAAGUGGCCUGAGGAUGACGCCACCUGUGAAAACAAUAGGAUCCAAACCUGCCUAUCUGAGUUCCAAAGAAGGAGUCCAGGAGAAAGGUCUAGCUGCUAUAAUUUCAGAAAAACUGGACCAGUCUAUAAAACAGUACUGCUCUGAGAAAAACUCCUUGUAUAACACAUCAAUGCUGCUGUGUGUUCUGCUGAUCUCUCUCCUCUUCAGCCUUCUCUGCCAGUUGCUUGAGAUCUCCAAGGUUCUGCGAAUACAGCUCCUGCCUACGUCUCUGUUUAUCCGCAUCUAUCGAAUCUUUGCCUGGGUGGGUGAAAAGCCUGUGAACAUCAUGACAUCCCUGAAGCAAGGAAUAUUUGCUCUGUUACCUUCCAUCCUGCGUAAAAAAGAGAAAAAGGACUUCUGGGACGAAUAAUAUGUGUGAGGAAAAUUAAAAUGCACCAAACAAAGGAAAAGUAAUGCAUUAUCGCAACAAUCACUUACUUGUCAGGGGAUUACUGCAGUGUGUUUCAUUGCCAUUAUUUCAGGUUGGCAGGUUUAGGCAGUGGCAGGUUGCAUAUAAUAUUUCAGAUUUGUCCAUGUCACAAGGAAGUGGUGGAAACAAAAUCUUAAAAUUGCAAUCUUAUUCUUUGUUCCAGGUAAAUGUAUCAAAACAUACUGUUCUAUUACAUACAUGGACAAGCUGUAAACUUUCAGGUAUUGUUGGACUGUACCUCCCAGCAUUCCUCAUCAUAGACAAUGUUAGCUCAGGUUGCUGGAACUUUUUCAGUCAAACUUCUUUACCUACCUCUUUUCUGUGAAAACAAAGAGGCUUUAUAGUCAUGCAGCCUAACAAUUACCUUUACUACUUUGAGUAAAGAGUAUUCUUAAUUAACACAUACCUUACAACAAUUAAGACAGUAAGUUUCUACUAUUAAUAUAAUGUUAGCUUUUUCAAAGUGCAUUAGUGAAGAAAGGCUAUCACAUUGAAUAUUCUGUCUUUUAGAUCAAUGUGUCUCCAGUCUUUAAAUCCAAGAGUACUUAUAGCAGCUUCCUCUUCCGCCUAUUUCCAAUAAAGAGCUUAUGGCAAAGCAGUAUUAUGUCUGUAUUGACAUUAAUGUUGUUAGUUUUAACCACAAAUAGCAAAUAUAGGUUGAGCACUCAUUGAAUUCCAAAAUCCUCCACAUGGAUGGGUAAGACAGUGACAUCUUUGUUUUAUCCUUAAUGUACUCAAGUGU
Anolis sagrei ordinatus is the source of this 1648-nucleotide messenger RNA. It is a transcript of the gene ADIG, whose product is annotated as adipogenin. Lineage: Eukaryota; Metazoa; Chordata; Lepidosauria; Squamata; Anolidae. The record is from RefSeq and is a predicted model, not a curated record. Gene Ontology annotation, biological process: fat cell differentiation.